This is a messenger RNA of Drosophila montana, 2212 nucleotides long. RefSeq lists its product as uncharacterized. Bases 1055 to 2164 code for a protein of 369 amino acids. The transcript is spliced from 2 exons. The record is from RefSeq and is a predicted model, not a curated record. Lineage: Eukaryota; Metazoa; Arthropoda; Insecta; Diptera; Drosophilidae.
UCAUUAAACUACCUCCCAGUUUUUGACAUACAAAUAUCUAAAGGCACGUGCAACUGAAAAGCGGUUAAUGGAGUCGAGCAUUUCGAAAAAGGGGAUUGGGCAUUGGUUGUUUGGGUUACAUUUCGCGUGUCGAAGACACUUAAGCCGCAAGGCAAAGCAAAAAGCAACCGGCGGGUGAUGGGCGACCAGACAAAACACCAUGACGACCAGGGACUCGCCAAAAAGAGAGAUUGUGUAAACAUAAUUCAACAUACAAUAUUAACAGUAAGGAACAAUACGAAUGACAUUAACUUUUACAAGUUCUUAGAAUAAAAAUCAACAUACAUAUAUAAAAUUGAUUGUCCUACCUGCCUGAUCGAUGCACUGAUUUGAGCAUAGCUCAGCCCUGUAGCUAUAAUUGUCUACCUUAUUUCUGCUCUUGGCUCUUCUUCGUGCGAACCCAGUAUAGGCUUCUUGUGAGCUUAUUCUCACGAUCUGCUGUUCAUAUUUUUCCAAAAGCUACAUAAUCUUUUGACAUUAAAAAUCUUUCGCUUGGUCUUUACCAAAUGCGAUUCCAGCGCCCAAUAAAACAAAUUGAUAAUCUGUAACGGCUUUUGCUUGGAAUUAGUUACGUGAUCAGUCGAUACUUUAAGCAAACAAAUUUCAAGCUUUCCACGUGAUUAUUGGUAAUUCGAAUAAAAUAGGGUUUACCAUUUACUUAACACCAAAGAUGGUCAUGAAUUAUUGAUGCACUAAGGGUCAAAAAACUGAAAAGGUUUGAGAAAAAAUCACUCUUUAGCUUAAGGCGAUUCCAAUUCCGUGACUUUUGGCCAUCCCUAGCGAAAGGAAAGUUUUUUUGCGGUAGCCGUUGUUGGCGUCGUCAGGCAAACAGCGACAACAGUGGGAAAGCGACAACCGGCGGUAUAGGCACACACGACAGCGAGGACAGUUGGCAGUAACUAUGAGGACAACAGCGACUGCGAGACAAUCGAAAUCUGCUUGCAUUUGUUUUUCUGCAUAAGAGGUAAUAGGUAAGGGCUCUAAUUUAUGGUGGAGUGGACAACCAGAGGAGACUAUGCGACGGCCAUCUCGUUCCAUUUGGGAGUCGGCCAGUCGACCCUUGUUUGUGCGCUCUGUCUGGUUGGAGAGAAUCGGGGAUACGGGGCGCAGCCACCGACGCCACUUCAUACUCGACUAUGAGCCGCACGAGCGUCAGCGGUGGAUUCAGUGCCAACGACAAAAUGCCAAACGUGGUGACAUCAGUUAUGGUAGCGAAUCCAACGAGUUUAACGGAAAGUCAAUGCCAACAGAGAAUUACGCUGAUUAUACCUUGAAUGAGUAUCUGCUAUUGGAUGCGACCAAACUUACGUUGCAGCACCAACAGCAAGUUUGCCAGGGGCAAGGCGUAAUGUCUAACAAAGUGCAAAGUGCUUCCUUUACCGUGCUGCACAGCAGGCGUCAUUCCAAGAGACGUGCCUGGUUGCUGAGCAGCGAUAAGGGCUAUCAACUGGACCACAUUACAGAUCAUCAGCCGCACUCACGGCGUAGUUCGCUUCAGGAUGCACUGGCCCCGAGCACAGUCAAUCCGGAAGAACGUCUUGCGGAACGUGUGAUCAAUUGGCUGGACUUGGCGGGUCGUGCGGAUAUUGUAAAAGGAUCGACACCAGUGCCAGUCAGUAGCAGCAGUGCAAUGCUAUCAAGGAGCCAUCGAAUCAGUCGGCAUAACCAACGUGGCAUGGGCCUGAAGCGUAGUGCCACGGGAACAGUUGCACAGCGUGAAGCCCCUAGGAAGCCCGCGACAAAGCAAGCGGUGAUGAAUUACUGCGCCAACUCCUCCAAUGCCAAGCCGAUUACCAUCAUUUUUAACAAGGAGGGAGUGCCCGUUCGCCUCAAUCGUCCGCCUCGCAACAUUGAUCUUUGUGCGCUAAGCAACAGCGCCAGCACGACGCGUCGCAUGGCCGGACAGUUGGCAUCGGCCAGGUUAUAUAAUGGCACGGCUGCAGUACCCACUGCGAAAGACGCACGUACUCCGCCACACAGCAGUCGCGGAUUGACCGCAACUCAACAGGAGAGUCGUAAACAGCUGCACAUCUUCAUGCCAAGUCUGCCCAAGAAGGGCCUGCUCCUAGCAGCAUCAAGUAACGAGGAUGCGCUAAGCGCUAGUUUUAGUGAAUUAUAUUUUUAAGCGCUAAAAUUUAAACAUCUAUUUGUUUCUAUGAGGAAUAAUAAAGUA